AUUUAAUGAAAUAAAGCAGGAGUUUAUUGACAUGAUUGUGAGCUGCUGACAUGACUUAGCUGCACUGAACCACUCAAGAAAUUGUAUUAACAUCCUUCACAGAUCUUGUGCUCCAUACAUGAAGAAUGGCUGAACAUCAGAUCGAAGACCCAAAGAUUGCAUUUGCAUAUCUCCGCCCAUCCUGUGUCCUCCUGACCAAAGAACCUACGGUUGCUAACGUAGAAGCUCUUAGUGGUCAUCUCCGCAGUGUGAGCGAUGGAGCUCUCCAACAGCUCCAGGACUAUAUUCUGUUUCCCCUCAGAUUUGUCCUCAAAUCCCCUGGCUCAAAGCGGGAGGGACUCAUCCAGGCGGUGAUGGAAGCCGUGACGUAUGUGCUGGAGAGCACUUGCGUUCAGAGUUGGGAUUCUCUACGGGAUCUGUUCUCUGAGCUGUGCCUUUGUCUGUGUUCCCCAAAAGACCCGGGAAAACCCGCCACAACCUCUGAGGAACUAAAGCUGGCCGUCCUUAGAUGCCUGGACACCCUUAUGCACUCUGCCUACGGUGACAUUGUUUUUAAACUCUACGAGCCAAGCAUGUUGCCUGGACUUGGAGCCGCCGUUUCACUACUUCUGGCAUUAGCAGAGCACGAAAAGGCUAGAGGAGUUCAAACGGCUUCCCUUAAAUGUCUCCUUUCUUUGUUUCAGCAGUGCGACUGCGUAGAGGAACACAUUGAGCCAGGACGGGACGAGAGGUAUCUGCUCGGACGCACCUUGGCCACUUUUUUACCUGGGAUUUCUCGAGCCCUGAGUCUCGUAAUAAGUGGAGAUGUAAGACAAGGCCAUACAGUUACAGUGAAGGCCAUGAGGGUUUGGUACAAAGCAGUAGGUCUGGUAAUGGCCGAUGAGCAGCUUCAGAAAACAGACAAUGAUGUGGCAGCUGGAAAUCUAGGGCUGGUUGAGAAGCUUGUUGUAAAGAGAAGUCCAUCCUGGCGCAAAACCACAUCCCAGCGCCUUGCUUUGGUCUUACAGAAGAUCAUUUCUUGCACAUCUGCCCACCCGCACUGGAGAGUCAGACUUGAGUUGGUCAAUCUAUCCCAUUUUCUUCUUUCUCAGUGUAGCCAGUCUGUGGGUGAAUGUGUCGGUCUUCUUCUGGAAGCAUUGGUAGGUGCUGUCAACGAUGAGGAGCCUGAGGUUAAGCACAGGUGCAAUGCAGCAUUAGAUGAGGUGGCACAAAUGGGUCAAACCAAUGGCAGACAGGACUUUACUGAUAUUCUAUCCGAAAACCUCCACAGCUUGGCAUCAUCCUUACCUAGACUCAUGAGAACAUCUGACGACCAACGCAAGCUCUUUGUUCUUAAUGUGUUCCUUGGGUACCUCAAGAUUCUGGGGCCUAAAGUGGAUGCGGUACUUUCUUCAGCAGUACAUCUGGAGCGCAUCUCCAAAGCAUUGAUGCAAGUGAUGGAGCUGGACGUAACGGAUGUGAAGAUCAUCGAGGAGAGAACUCUGACGUCUUCGACAGACUUGAGACCUGACCUGCACCAAAUCCCAUCCCAGAGGAAAUACUUCCUCUACUUCACAGAUGACAAGAUAUUCUCAGCACUCAGGAAGAUCUGCCGCAUGUUGGGAUACUACGGAAACCUCUACCUUCUUGUUGACCGCUUCAUGGAAUUUUACAGGGAGUCUUCGGUUUACAGAAAGCAAGCUGCUUUGGUCCUCAACGAGGUCAUUGUCGGUGCUGCAGGCAUUGGCGUAGAAACGGACACUUCUAGGAUUGAUUGUUCAGGAACAAACCGGUCUAGAACAAAUCAAGAAGACUUGAAAUCUUCAGUCAUGUCCAUCAUCGAGGAGUACAUCAGUUUGAGUAACUGGCAUCUCCCUACAGUCUCAGAAGCCUUGGAAGGGAAACUUGAGUCUACAACCUCCUUGGUGUCCAAUAAUCCAGAACGAAACUGUUUGCAACUGCUUCCAGCAUCCAAAACUCCAACGCUCCACCAACUCAACGGCAAUAUCUGGCAAAUCUGUAUCCAGUUGGAGGGCAUCGGGGGCUUUGCACUGGCAUUAGGCACUGAUUUCCGUGUGCUUAUGAUGAUGACGCUAUACCCUGUGCUGGAGAAGGCCGGGGACGAGUCGCUUCUUGUCAGCCAAGCGGCUUUUAGCGCCAUGUGUGACUUCUGCAAGGCUUGCGAUUACAGUUCAUCCAAGGAGCUUGUCAUCAAGAACUCAGACUACCUUCUCAAUGACGUUUCUCUAAACCUAGCCAGACCCAGCAUUCACCCUCAUGCUCCGCGAGUUCUUGCGGUCAUGUUCACUCACUCAGAUGCCAGUCUGCUGCCUCUAGUGGCCGAUGUGGUGCAGGACGUGUUAACAGCACUUGAUCUCAGCUAUGACCAGAGAGCACCACAGUUCUGUAGUGUGCUACACUCACUCAUGAAAGCACUCGUGAGGUGGUUUCCCGCUACUAUGGGAUGCCAGAAGACACCCAGCAAAGAGACCCAGAAUAAAGAGUGUGUGAACUUGAGGCAGUUUCUCCUGGACUAUAAGAAGCAGAAGGAGCUUGCAGAAGGCAUUGGAGUAGAGGAGGAAGAUCCUAAUGAUUUAGAAGUUCCUCCACCAACUUCUGAUGAGGACACAGAUGGUCCUGCAGAGAAAAAGGAGCUUUCUCUUCAUAUCCAGAUUGCGAAAGACGUGAUGGAGCGAUGCAUCCACCUGCUCUCUGACUCCAACCUGAGAAUCCGACUCAAGGUGUUGGACAUCUUGGAGUUGUGUGUGUGCGUUUUAUGUGAGCGAGAGGACGAGCUGCUUCCCAUGGUGCACCGGUGCUGGCCUGCUCUCCUCCACCGUCUCACCAACGAUGACCCUCUCGCUGUACCACGAGCAUUCAAGGUGUUGUGUGUUCUGGGCGAGUCGUGUGGAGAUUUCCUGAGGAAACGCGUAUCUAAGGAGGUUCUGCCUCAUCUCACUUCGUCUCUGAUGAAGCAGGCGGAGGUCAGCGCUCGCUCCGGACCCAUCUACACACACACACUGGCUUACAAACUCCAGCUCGCCGUGCUGCAGGGUCUCGGACCUCUGUGUGUGAAACUGGACCUGAUGGAGGCGGAUCUGGAUCGGGUGAUUGACGCCUGUCUUCUGUACCUGAGCUGCCGGCAGCCAAUCAAACUGCAGGAGGCAUGUCUCAGUGUGUUCCGCUCACUGAUGGAUCUGGACUGUGAUCUGUGCUGGUUCAGUCUGAAUGAGCUGUGCUGUCCCGUCACGUACCAGCCGCCUCAUCCUCAUCUGCUGCCUGCGACGCUGACCGGAUCAGACAAGCCCAGAAACCAGUUCACAGACAACAUCCUCACAUUACUUUAGUAGUCUGAUGCCCCGCAGGAAGAGGAUGCCACAUGACAGUGCUUCAUACAUCUGAACGCUAGGUUUAAGAUGACCAAUGUUUGUAGGAUUCAGAUCUUCCCUGGCUGCACGUUUGACUGGAAGAACCUUUGGACGAAGCUGGAAAUCUAAUGUUUUCAUAUGAUGCAGGUCGUUUUAUAUAUAUAUAUAUAUAUAUAUAUAUAUAUAUAUAUAUAUGAUAGAACUGUUUGAG
This is a messenger RNA of Sinocyclocheilus anshuiensis, 3558 nucleotides long. Its product is annotated as TELO2-interacting protein 1 homolog. Bases 126 to 3326 code for a protein of 1066 amino acids. The record is from RefSeq and is a predicted model, not a curated record. Gene Ontology annotation, cellular component: cytoplasm. The transcript is spliced from 8 exons. Lineage: Eukaryota; Metazoa; Chordata; Actinopteri; Cypriniformes; Cyprinidae.